Molecule: messenger RNA, 793 nt
Organism: Oncorhynchus keta (chum salmon)
Lineage: Eukaryota; Metazoa; Chordata; Actinopteri; Salmoniformes; Salmonidae
Gene: mt2
Product: metallothionein 2
Exons: 3
Coding region: 170-358 (62 amino acids)
Molecular function (GO): metal ion binding
Source: RefSeq, a predicted model, not a curated record
ACUAGGCGGAGCACGAAUGCACAUUUAUAUUUUGCACAUUGUCCUAUCAAUUCCGAUCAUAUAAAACAGCUGAACCAAAUAUCAAAUCAAUAGCAGACAAAGCGCCACUGGAACGGAGUCGGGUCAGACUUGAUGAAUUGUUUGGGCUAAAAUAUAAUUCAACCCUAAAAUGGAUCCUUGUAAUUGCUCAAAAACUGGAAGCUGCAGUUGCGGUGGACUCUGCAAGUGUACAAACUGCGAAUGUGCCAAGAAAAGUAAGUGCAUGUUUUGUUCCUGUUGCCCGACUGGAUGCAGCAAGUGCGCCUCUGGUUGCGUGUGCAAGGAGGGCAAGACGUGUGACACAAGCUGCUGUCAGUGAUGACAUGACACUCCAUUGUCCUCUACCCGUGCACAUGACAUUAUCCCUGUUGUACGACAGCGCAUUGUGAUAAAUUGCAGCUCCAAUUUAGCUGUCUUCAAUCAUGUGAAACUGUCUCCUUGCUUUUUAGUGAGCACUAUUGUGAAUUCCAGUGACAUUACCCUUUCCUUUGAAAUGUAAAUGUCUGGCUAAGUAAAAAUGUGAUCUGUGACUGUAGUGGGUACCACCUGGGGCCAAAAUCAGGCCCUUGCUGGUAUAGGGGGAUUACAUGUCUUCCUUAAUCAGUGGUGCCAUAAAAUGUAAUAUUUUUCAUAGGACAUGGGGGCAGGAUCAAUCAUCAGUGAUUCCAGUUUUCUGGCUUCAAUCUAGACAUUUGUUAAGUGUUCUAUUGCCUCACACGGGCAGCCUAAUUCUGAUAUUUUUUUCAAUAAUUGG